CUGGCUCUGCUUUGCCUUCCAGUGGAGCGAGACCGAGCCCUGGGCCACCAGGAGCCCCACUGGAAGGAGUUCCGCUUUGACCUGACCCAGAUCCCGACGGGGGAGGCGGUCACAGCCGCGGAGUUCCGGAUUUACAAGGUGCCCAGCACCCGCCCACUCAACAGGACCCUCCACGUCAGCUUGUUCCAGGUGGUCCAGGAGCAAUCCAACAGGGAGUCUGACUUGUUCUUUUUGGAUCUUCAGACGCUCCGAGCUGGGGACGAGGGCUGGCUGGUGCUGGAUGUCACAGCAGCCAGUGACCGCUGGCUGCUGCACCGUAACCAGGAUCUGGGACUCCGCCUCUAUGUGGAAACCGAGGAUGGUGAGGCUGAGGGACCAGGCAUCAGUCCCCUUCUGCCCCGCAGCCCCCAGCCAGGCCUCUGCACCUUCUGGUCACUUUCUUCAGGGCCAGCGCGAGCGCCCCGCGCUGCCGGCCCCUCGGGCAGUGGACCACUGAAGAGGAGGCAGCCGAAAAGAACCAACGAGCUUGCCGCACGCGCUAACAGACUCCGGAUCUUCGUGAGGGCCGGGCCUGGCCUGGAUGACGUCCACGGCUCCGGCGGCCGGCAGGUUUGCCGUCGGCACGAGCUCUACGUCAGCUUCCAGGACCUCGGCUGGCUGGACUGGGUCAUCGCCCCCCAAGGCUACUCGGCCUAUUACUGCCGAGGGGGGUGCUCUUCCCUUGGAUCCUGCAUGAACCCACCAACCACGCUCCUGCAGUCCCUGGUGCACCUGAUGAAGCCGGACGCAGUCCCCAAGGCGUGCUGUGCGCCCACCAAGCUGAGUGCCACCUCUGUGCUCUACUAUGACAGCAGCAACAACGUCAUCCUGCGCAAGCACCGCAACAUGGUGGUCAAGGCCUGCGGCUGCCACUGAGGCCCUUGCCCACCUGGCCCCUACCUGGCCCUGUUGUAGCCGCCCCUUCCCAUCUGGGUCAGGCCCUGCUCCAGGGACAGGAAACCCUCAGACCUGGCCAGACCACAGGCAGAGCCCUCAAAAUCAUGUCCAUGUCCCUCCCUGCUUCAGGCCAGGCUUGGUCCUCUCCAGGCCCCUGUGCUCCCCUCUCUCUGAAUGAUGUGGGCCCAUCCUGCCUCCAGCCCUGGUGGUCUGAGUCAUCUAUAGCAUGCUAUCCAGUCACCCCAAUCCCCACCCCAAGCCACAUAGGGACCAGCUCUUUGGAGUUGGCACGAAAUUCCUGUCUGAGGUCAUGUCCAUGCCCAUCAGUGGCCUAAGCUGUCAGAGGAUGUGGGAUGACCUGGGAGCCACCUGGAUCAUGACUGUCCACCUUGGGCUCUUCAUUAUCCAUCACAGGGUUUGGGUAUAUGUAGAGGGGGGGUAGGCCCCUUCACCCCCACCAGUUGUCUGUCACUCCCAGGUAUAAGACUGGGCAUUUCUGGACCUGCAUGGUAUACAAUAUACCAUGUUGUAUAUUCAUGGCUCUGAGUUAUUGAUCUACUGAUCAUAGAUAAGCAUAUGGGGUCAACUCAAGAAAAAGCAGAAUGAACUACACGGUUUAGGGCUAAAGCCAAUGGCAUUUAUCUUUCAACCUGUGUCUGCCUGUGCUGUCUGGGAAAGAAAUACAGUGCAUGGACAUUUUGCUUUGAAGAAACAGAAAAAUCACUCUGGGAGGCCAAGGCGGGUGGAUUGCUUGAGGU
Molecule: messenger RNA, 1694 nt
Organism: Microcebus murinus (gray mouse lemur)
Lineage: Eukaryota; Metazoa; Chordata; Mammalia; Primates; Cheirogaleidae
Source: RefSeq, a predicted model, not a curated record